Molecule: messenger RNA, 609 nt
Organism: Myzus persicae (green peach aphid)
Lineage: Eukaryota; Metazoa; Arthropoda; Insecta; Hemiptera; Aphididae
Exons: 6
Coding region: 1-609 (202 amino acids)
Biological process (GO): sensory perception of smell
Cellular component (GO): membrane
Molecular function (GO): olfactory receptor activity; odorant binding
Source: RefSeq, a predicted model, not a curated record
AUGGUUUGCAUUGCGUUCAAAUCACUCGGACAUGAAUCGUUUCACGAUUCACAUUCCCUAAUUGAUUACAAAGAUGAAAAAAUAAAUAAAUCUAACGAAAACGAUUUAUUAUAUGGUGAAUUAAAAACGGUUGUAAUCGAUUACCAAGCAGUUAUGAAGAAAUAUGAAGAUUUUUUAACUCUUUUUGGACGAAUAAUAUUGGUGCAAAUUGUUGUUUCGUCAAUAACACUCAUCGUACUUUGGUUCAUUUUUAUCAUGAGUUUCUCCGAAGUGGAUAAAUUAAUGGGUUCAGAUGUUACAAUAGCAAUAAUUCUUUGCUCAAUCCCUCCACAUACAUUUCAGAUAUAUAUGGAGUGUUAUUUAUUUGGAUAUUUACAUGAUCAAAAAGAUGCAAUAGUAUUGGCAUUGUACAGCAGCAAUUGGACCAAAAUGGAUAUAAGGUGUAGAAAAAUGAUUUUAUUAACAAUGAAAAUGCAUAAUGCUCAUUACCAAAAGUUAAAAUUUACUAGAACGAAAAUUGUAAACUUGGAGAUGUUUUUUAAGACCAUGGGUGAUUGCUACACGGUCGUAUCGGUUUUAAUAAAAUAUAUAAAAUCAAUGAACGAAUAG